Molecule: messenger RNA, 774 nt
Organism: Pestalotiopsis fici W106-1
Lineage: Eukaryota; Fungi; Ascomycota; Sordariomycetes; Amphisphaeriales; Sporocadaceae
Exons: 1
Coding region: 1-774 (257 amino acids)
Molecular function (GO): acyltransferase activity, transferring groups other than amino-acyl groups
Source: RefSeq, a predicted model, not a curated record
AUGUCCGACUCCAAACCAACCUUUACCAUAUCCCGGGCCUCGCCGGGCGAUGUGCCGCGGAUCGGCGAGAUCUCGACCCGCGCCUUUGACAAGGACACAAAUUCACAGAUGAAAAUCAUGGGUCAGCGGCCCGGCGCGUUUGCGCAAGGCAUGGUUGCGGGCGCGCGGUCCUGGCUAGAGUCGCCGCGGGCCGUGCUCAUCAAGGCCACCGACGACCGGGACGGCACCAUUGUGGGGUCCUGCGCCUGGGGGUUCCGGGGCGUGGAGCUUGACCCUUCGCCCGGCGCCGAGACGGACAAGGACGUCCUCUCUGGUCGACGGGAAAAUGGGGACGAUGACAGUACAGCAGCGAGUGCAGGCGAGGAUCAGACUGAGCCCCCCGGAGCCGAGAAAAUCAAGGCGCUCGAGGGCAUGACGAGUAAGCACUUGUUUGACUUCAUGGGCAAGCGGAUGCCCGAGGGCUCCAAGUGCAUCUUUAUCGGCGGCAUCUCGGUGGACCCGCGCUACGAAGGGCUCGGGGUUGGCUCGCAGCUGCUCCGCUGGGGCACCGAGCAGGCGGAUCGGCUGGGCGCCUUUUCGUGGGUGCACUCGUCCGAGGCUGGCUGGGUACUGUUCAGCAAGCACGGGUAUGAGGAGGUUGAUCGUCUGACUUUUGAUCUAGACGAGUGGGCUGUCGGACCGCCGCCGGCGGAUGGCGUGUUUGCCGGACGGGAGAAGUGGGGAGAGUAUACGUUCCGGUACGGGUUGAGGCAGCCUGUCAAGGUGUCGGAAUAG